UAACUACUUCCGGUUGUCAAAGUACCUAAAACUCGAAGAUAUUUAUUUUGCCUUGAAAUAAACCCUUAAAUUAAAAUGCCAGUUUGGUUUCACAUCGACCAUCGCUAUUUUGUGUUUGGUGCAUUUGGCGUGACAGCCAGUAUUGCCAUAUAUUCAACGUACAAGCUUAAUUCUGAAAGGAGAAAGAGACGACAGGAAAAUGUGUAUGAAUCUGAAAAACUGGUCAAUGAAUACCUCGUGUUCCAUUAUAGUUCACAGUCAGAAAUAUUAAAAUAUGAUUUUGGACCGAAAGAUUCACUCGAAUUUCCAAGACGCUGUGCAGAACUUUGCUUGGAAAGUUUCCAAGAUGGUGAAGGUAUACCCAAAAGAGCCUUUGAUAUUGGCUGUGCUGUUGGGCGUUCCAGUUUUGAGCUUGCUGGGAGGUUUGAGGAGGUGGUGGGGCUUGACUACAGCCAGGCAUUUGUGGACGUGUGUAAUAGGUUGAAGGCUGACGGCCAGCUGGAAUACUUCGUGCAGGAUGAAGGGGACCUGGUUACACACCUCACAGCCUGUGUACCAAAGAACCUGGACCGCUUUAGAGCUUCAUUUAUCCAGGGGGAUGCCUGUGACCUGCCCACCAAUCUGGGCACCUUCGGUUGUGUGCUGGCCGCCAACCUGAUUUGCCGUCUACAUUCCCCCUUCAAGUUCCUCAACCGGCUUGCAGGCCUUGUCGCUCCUGGAGGUAUUCUGGUAAUUACCUCCCCUUACACCUGGCUCACACAGUUCACUGAUAAGAGCACAUGGCUAGGUGGUUUCCAGGAUAAGAAUGGCAGGGAGGUGUACGGGUUUGACACCCUCAAGAAAACCCUUGGUCCACAGUUUGAUCUCAUCAAGGAUGUUAAUAUGCCCUUCUUCAUUCGAGAAACUGCUCACAAGAAUCAGUGGUCUGUAGCCCAUGCCACAGUAUGGAAAAGAAAACAGGAAUGAACAUUAUCAGAUUUGUGUUACUUUUAUAACUACUGAUAUUCAUAUAAUAUGUUAAUGUAUUCUGUAGUACCUGUCCAUGUACGUUUGUGUCUGCUUUAAAUUUUGUAUUCAUUAUUUACAUAUUAUUUUCACUUGAAAGUAACUUCAAUAGUACAAGACUGUUGAACUGUUUUGAUACUAGUUUGUUAUUGUUAUUAUACAUAUAUGUAUAUGACACGUUAUACAAGGGAAAAUAUUGCAUAGAAAAUAUUUGCAGUUGUCUCCCUUUACCUGUUAGAUUUCAACACUUGAACGGUCGGUAAUAUUACACUCAUAUUGAAGUGCAAUUAGUAUGGAAAUGUAAACUACAUUAAAUAGUUCAGUUUCAGUUUACUGACCAAUAUGAACAUGUACAUGUCUUGGCCAGACACAAUCAUCAUACAAUAUACAAAGAUGGCCACACACAAAUUGACUGGACGUCAUCGCAGUAUCACCAUAAUAAUUAUGUUGCUGCAUUCUAAUAUGCAAAUGAUUUUAUUUAUGUAAAUCUGUAAAAUUGAUUAUUUGAAAUACAUUGUAGAUGGUUUUAUUAAGUAUGACAAUAAUGCAAUGGGUUUACCCUCUGUCUUUUCGUCCAUCUGUAAAAACUAGACACUGCAAAAACUUCAGAAGCAAGCAAGCUAGGUUAAUGAAAGUUAGCAUGUAGAUAGAGGGUCAUUAAAAGGUUUGCAUGGCGUUGCUUUUGUCAGACAAUAUUUUGGUUGCUAUGGCAACGGAUACAGUGACAAUACCACUUGUUGACCUUGGCAUAUUUCAAAAAAUAUAAAAGCUACAUUUAUGAAACCACGGACCUAUAAACCAUGGAUUGGAGACUGCCCGAUAUGAGUGGUUUAUAGGUCCGUGAUGAAACUUGAUCUGUGGUAAGAAGACCAUCAGGAAAUUAUUCCUGUCAAUUAUUUUUGUCGAACAAAAUAUUUCGGCUGCUAUAAAAAGAUAAAUAAAGUGUAAAUAUCUC
Molecule: messenger RNA, 1960 nt
Organism: Mya arenaria
Lineage: Eukaryota; Metazoa; Mollusca; Bivalvia; Myida; Myidae
Exons: 4
Coding region: 76-966 (296 amino acids)
Molecular function (GO): S-adenosylmethionine-dependent methyltransferase activity
Source: RefSeq, a predicted model, not a curated record